AUGGAAUUGAGCAUGUCUUCUACUGGGAAUGAAGUAAUGCCUGUCUAUGACCCUUGCAAAGGAAAGGACAAGCAGGAACCCAAGAAAUGGAGCAAGUUCGUUCCUAAGAGUAACAACAAAGAAUCUAUGAACGUCAAUGCCUCGCCCGUAAAGUUUACUACGAAGGUGAGCAAGAAGCAGAGUAUGAAAGCAACUUCCUUCCAAGAUAACAAAAGUCGAAAGUCGACCUUGAAGGAGAUGCAAGAAAGAGAAUACCCCUUCCUAGAUUCUGAUGUCCCUGAAAUUUUUGAUGAACUACUUGAGCUGAAACUCAUUGAGUUACCAGAGAUGAAGCGGCCCAAUGAAGCUGGAAGAACAAACGACCCGAACUAUUGCAAGUAUCAUCGACUUGUGGGUCACCCUUUUGAGAAGUGCUUUGUCUUCAAGGACAAAGUUAUGCAGUUGGCUAAUGAAAAUAAGAUUACGCAAUUGAUGAUGAGAAGGCGGAGACGCUGUAAAACAAGUCCACGAAAAGAAUCAUCUACACAACCAACAAGGAAAAGGAUGGUCAGAAGACUAAGGAAGCAGAAAUCAGUUGAGCGUCCGAAGAAAGAAAAAGUAGAGGAGAACUACCACCAAGAACCACGACGUCCUGUGACUUUGGGGGAAUUCCUACCAAGCUGGUUCCGCAAUAAGACUGCUCGAGACAACAUUGAGGCAUCAUGCUUCAAUGCUGAUAAAGAGGAAGCAAAUGAUGAAAGCCUAUCAACAUUGUCUCUGUCAUCAUCUGAAGAGCUCGCCGAAUCUUCUUCGAAAGAGGUACACACAUGUGAUACAAGAAUCACAUUCACAGAUGACGAUCUUCUACUUGGUGAAACACUACAUAAUCGCCCAUUAUACAUGGUGGGUUAUGCCCUCGAGAAGAGGAUAAACAGAAUAUUGAUAGAUGAUGGAUCUGGAGUUAACAUUCUUCCUAUUCGUACAAUGAAGGAACUUGGCAUCACAACUGAAGAACUUUCUGAAAGCCGCUUGAUGAUACAAGGAUUCAAUCAAGGGGGGCAACGAGCCAUAGGUGCUGUCAAAGUAGAUAUCACCAUCGAAGAUUUGCGAUCAAGUGCAUGGAUGCAUGUCAUCGACGCAAAGACUUCGUAUAAUAUGUUGCUUGGCAGGCCAUGGAUACACGAGAACAAAGUUGUCCCAUCCUCCUACUAUCAGUGUUUGAAGUAUCUCGAAGGCGGUGUCGAAAAGAAGAUAGUUGCUUUGAUGAUAAGCCAUUCUUUGAAGAAGAGCAGUCACACUUCGUCGAUGCGAAGUUCUACUUGA
Lycium ferocissimum is the source of this 1302-nucleotide messenger RNA. RefSeq lists its product as uncharacterized. Lineage: Eukaryota; Viridiplantae; Streptophyta; Magnoliopsida; Solanales; Solanaceae. Bases 1 to 1302 code for a protein of 433 amino acids. The transcript is spliced from 2 exons. The record is from RefSeq and is a predicted model, not a curated record.